AUGUCUGUGAGGUCGUCUUCCGGUUGCGAAUCUGAUGAAUCGUUCUCUAUCACCAAAUGGCUAGCAGAAAACCCGUUUAUUGCUUCCCCUGAAUAUUAUGACCCAAACCAGCUUAUUGUUCUACCUUCAGUUUCGUUUUCUGAUGUUCAAACUACCAAAAUCGUCUAUAAGAUAUCUUCAAGCACCCAGAUAAAGUUUAUUCUAGCUUCUGAAAUUUGCAGAGGCGUUCCCUCACAUUCCGACGCGAUUUCGAGCUUCCACCGCCCUCCAAUCGGCUUGGAAGCAACGUGGGCUUUAGUGGUCGAAUUCGUUCGGCAAUUUUCUCUCUCAACUAUGCAUUUAUCAGGUCAGGUUUUUGAGCCGACUGGCCUUCUGUUAUAUGGUCUCCAAGGGUGUGGAAAAAGCAAACUUCUGGAAAUUCUCACAAUUGGUAAUACGCUGUGUGAUGCGCACGGCAUUGAAACUCUCGAGUCAUUUGAUUGGUAUCGGCAACUUCAAUUCCUCCAGAUUUCCGAGCAUAAUUGCCCAAUUGUAAAUGGAAACACCAUCUCGAAUCCCUUUGAACUUCUUAUAAAGACGAAACUCGCGCACCGUCAUCAGUCCUGUUCUGGCGUUGUUAUUAUAAUGCCUGAUCUUGAUAUUUUGUCCCUGUCAUCUGAAGGCCAAGAAUCCAAUCAGGCGGACGAUCAACGCGACCAUGAUCCGUCAAGCUUUACUGCAAAAUUCUUCUUAUACUUAUAUAUGGCACUACGACACGCCAGCGCCGAUCUUCCUGUUUGUGUUUUGGCCACUAGCACGGAGUCGAGUGGACUUUUGAAACACAGGGAACUUAGAAACCUAUUUUAUAGGCAAAUUCUAGUGUCCCUUCCUGGUGGAGAGCAAAGGAGUCGCAUAUUGGCGGAAGAAGUGCGGAAGUAUUUGCACCAGGAACUCGAAGAACCCGUUAAAACUGAGGUCCUGCCCGCUUCCGUUGCUAGUCCAGAGGAAUGCAAACGAAUUUCGCUUUUUGCUGCCAAGUUACACGGCUAUACAGCAACAGAUCUCUCGCGGCUGUUGCGGGCUAGCUAUGCAGCGGCCGCUGAUAAAUGCAAGAAGCGGGAAAUUAGUAUCGAGGGCGACGAUAAUUUCCACCAGCCCACCGUCUCCCAAAUUCUUGAUGAGCUGGAACUGGAGACCAAGCACUACCGCCCCGUGAAUCUGUGUGCAGAAAUCUCGCUAUUCUCUCCUUUGUAUUGGACCGAUAUUGGGGGCUAUACUGAGAUUAAACGUCUUUUGUCCUCAACAAUACAACAGCGCUUAAUCGAAUCUUCUUAUCCCCUGGGUGAGGCUGCUGCGGUCAACAAACGCCUCGGCUUAAGUGUUCCUCGUGGAGUUUUACUCCACGGUCCACCAGGUUGCUCAAAGACCCUCUUCGUCCGUGCUCUGGCGACUGAGUGCAAUUUACCCUUGGUUGCAGUUCAGGCCUCAAGAGUUUUUGGUAAAUACGUUGGAGAUAGCGAGAGGAAUAUGCGGAGGAUCCUAGUUCAUGCUCGAGCCUGCGCACCGGCCAUUCUCUUUAUUGAUGAAAUUGAUCUGCUUUUGCCCUCCAGGAGUUCAAGUGAAUCUGGCGUCAGUGAACACGUUCUGGGCGAGGUACUGACGGCUAUGGAUGGUGUUGAAGGCCAAUGUGGACAGCUGAUAUUAAUUGCUGCCACCAAUCGCCUUGAAAAUCUCGAUUCGGCUUUGCGUCGGGCCGGUCGUUUCGACAUCACCAUUCAUGUGCCACCCCCUGAUCCUGAGGCCCGUACUGCCAUCCUUCUUCUGGAGCUUUCCAAGCGGGCUACUUCGUCCCGUGUGCUCAACAAAUCCUGGUUGGCGAACUUCGCCCGUCAGGAGUUGGAUGGCUAUACCGGCGCCGAGGUUGUAGCCAUUGUCCAGGCUGCAGCCGAGUUAGCACGUGAAUCACAUGCAACCGAAAUCGCCUGUCAACACCUAAUUUCUGCGCGUCACCGCGUGCCUCCUUCGACUCUCGAGGCUUACCUGAAACAGGUGAAGCAGGAUCACGCCGAUCAGACGACCUUAGAGGGGCUGACUAAAGCUGUCUCGGUUCCAGCAUCAUCACCGGACGGCGUUUCGGCCGCGGGAGCCACCAACCCCACCUGGAGACAACCUCUGACCUUCCAGCUCUACCUUACCGUCUCAGCAAUUCUGAUCGCUGUUCUGGCUAUUCUUAUGACUACUUACAUUGCUCUGGAAAAAGAGUAG
Mesocestoides corti is the source of this 2244-nucleotide messenger RNA. The record is from the annotation of a GenBank genome assembly. NCBI's taxonomy places the organism in Eukaryota, Metazoa, Platyhelminthes, Cestoda, Cyclophyllidea, Mesocestoididae.